Messenger RNA from Coccinella septempunctata (seven-spotted ladybird), 1392 nucleotides. RefSeq lists its product as uncharacterized. The coding region runs from base 1 to 1392 and encodes 463 amino acids. Lineage: Eukaryota; Metazoa; Arthropoda; Insecta; Coleoptera; Coccinellidae. The transcript has 4 exons. The record is from RefSeq and is a predicted model, not a curated record.
AUGAGGAAAAUCAAGAAUAAUACAACACACAAGGCGGUUUAUUGGUGGACUCCGGACAUAAACAGGGAAAGGAAAACGUGCAUCUCUCUGCGCAGAAAACUCACUAGGGCCAGAAAGAAAGCUAAUAACACGGAAGACCUUCCUCUCUGGAAAAAGGACAGAUGCUGGAGAGAACUCUGCUGUGAGUUAGAGAACGAUAUCUGGGGAAAGGCCUUCCAGAUAGUUUGCCGUAAAUUCCCAAGAACAGCCGAAAAGAUAAGCAGAGAAACUGCAGAGGCAGCUCUGAAAGAACUUUUCCCUAUAAGAGCACCCUUCCAGAGGACGACACUACCGGUAGAAGAGUUUAUACCUUUCACCAAUGAGGAUAUAGUGGCAGCGGCUAGUAAGCUGAGGAAAGGUAAAGCGCCAGGAAUGGACGGCGUUCCGGCAGAGUGGAAGACCGCCAAGCUGGUUCUGAUCAGGAAGUCGGGAGGGGAUGCUGAUGCUCCAGGCAAAUUAAGACCCAUCUCAUUAGUGAGUUCUGCCUCGAAACUGAUGGAACAGCUGAUUCUCCAAAGACUCAGGGCGGAGAUGGAGGAUGGAGAGGACUUAUCUGAUAGACAGUUUGGCUUCAGACCUGGACGCAGUACCACUGAUGCCUUGCUCUCGGUGGUUAGGACUGCAAGAAAGGUUAUAGAGAGUUGCUAUCAGCAUAGAGGGCUAUGUGUCCUGGUGACGCUUGAUAUAACAAAAGCCUUCAACGCUGCGGAAGUGCUGGCAUACGCGGAUGAUCUGGCGAUAAUAGUACGAGCGAGAGAUGAGACGAGCUUGAAGGAGAAGGUGGAGCACGCCGUGGAACUAAUAUGUAGUUUUCUGGCUGGGAGGGAACUGUCCAUUGCCGCGCAUAAAACAGAGGCUUUGCUCAUGGUAGGUAGGAAACAUGUGAAACAGUUGUGUUUCAACAUCGCUGGGAAGGAGGUUCGCCCGAGCAAUCAAAUAAAAUACUUGGGGGUGAUCUUGGACGGACAGCUAAGUUUUAAACAGCACAUCAGGCAUAUCUCGGGCAAAGCAAAGGAGAAAGCACUUACAUUGUCCCGUAUUAUGCCAAAUAUAGGGAGAGGAGGCGAGUUCAAGAGAAGAGUUUUGGGAGGGGUCACAAACUCCAUAAUGCUGUAUGCUGCUCCGGUCUGGGGGACAGCGAUGAGAGUGAAGGCGUACAGGAACACUCUCAGAAGAGUACAGAGGCUGACUAAUCUGAGAAUAUGUCGGGGCUUCCGCACGAUAUCCAGCGAGGCGGCCGCAGUCAUAGCAAGCUCCUGCCCAAUCGAUUUGCUGGUCGAGGAAAGGAGGAGCAUCUAUGAAAACCCGGAAGUUGAAAAGCCUGAAGCAAGGCGCACAACCUUAAGAAAAUGA